This is a messenger RNA of Mesoplodon densirostris (Blainville's beaked whale), 2584 nucleotides long. RefSeq names its product SH3 domain containing GRB2 like 1, endophilin A2 (gene SH3GL1). The transcript is spliced from 10 exons. NCBI's taxonomy places the organism in Eukaryota, Metazoa, Chordata, Mammalia, Artiodactyla, Ziphiidae. Gene Ontology annotation, biological process: synaptic vesicle uncoating. Gene Ontology annotation, molecular function: protein binding. Gene Ontology annotation, cellular component: cytoplasm; glutamatergic synapse; presynapse. The coding region runs from base 181 to 1293 and encodes 370 amino acids. The record is from RefSeq and is a predicted model, not a curated record.
GGCGCGCGAGGGGCUGAGGCGGCGCCGGGGCGGGCGCGGAGCUGGCUGGAGGGUGGCGGAGGCGGUGCCGUAGGGGCCCGCUGAGGCGCGCGGGGGGUUGGCGGCGCCCGGAAGCCUGUCGCUUGCACGGUCCCUACGGUUCGCUGAGUCCGCGCGGGAGGCCCGACGGCGGGAGGCAGCAUGUCGGUAGCGGGGCUGAAGAAGCAGUUCUACAAGGCGAGCCAGCUGGUCAGUGAGAAGGUCGGAGGGGCUGAAGGGACCAAGCUGGACGAUGACUUCAAAGAGAUGGAGAAGAAGGUGGAUGUUACCAGCAAGGCUGUGACAGAAGUGUUGGCCAGAACCAUUGAGUAUCUGCAGCCCAACCCAGCCUCGCGGGCCAAGCUGACGAUGCUCAACACGGUGUCCAAGAUCCGAGGGCAGGUGAAGAACCCUGGCUACCCGCAGUCGGAGGGCCUGCUGGGCGAGUGCAUGAUCCGCCAUGGGAAGGAGCUGGGCGGCGAGUCCAACUUUGGCGACGCCCUGCUGGAUGCGGGGGAGUCUAUGAAGCGCCUGGCUGAGGUGAAGGACUCCCUGGACAUAGAGGUGAAACAGAACUUUAUCGAUCCCCUCCAGAACCUGUGCGACAAGGACCUGAAGGAGAUCCAGCACCACCUGAAGAAGCUGGAGGGCCGCCGCCUGGACUUUGACUACAAGAAGAAGCGGCAGGGCAAGAUCCCCGAUGAGGAGCUGCGCCAGGCCAUGGAGAAGUUUGAGGAGUCCAAGGAGGUGGCUGAGACCAGCAUGCACAACCUUCUGGAGACCGACAUCGAGCAGGUGAGCCAGCUCUCUGCCCUGGUGGAUGCCCAACUGGACUACCACCGGCAGGCCGUGCAGAUCCUGGACGAGCUGGCUGACAAGCUCAAGCGAAGGAUGCGGGAAGCCUCUUCACGCCCCAAGCGGGAGUAUAAGCCCAAGCCCCGGGAGCCCUUGGACCUCGGAGAGCCUGAGCAGUCCAACGGGGGCUUCCCCUGCGCCACGGCCCCCAAGAUCACAGCAGCUUCAUCAUCUUUCCGAUCUUCCGACAAGCCCACCCGGACCCCCAGCAGCAGGAGCAUGCCACCCCUGGACCAACCGAGCUGCAAGGCCCUGUAUGACUUUGAGCCUGAGAACGACGGGGAGCUGGGCUUCCACGAGGGUGACAUCAUCACGCUGACCAAUCAGAUCGACGAGAACUGGUAUGAGGGCAUGCUCCACGGCCAGUCGGGCUUCUUCCCCCUCAGCUACGUGGAGGUGCUGGUGCCGCUGCCCCAGUGACCGCGUCCCAGUGGUGUGUCGGCCCGCCGCCCCUCCAUCCAGAUCUCUGCAUUCCACAGGCCCCGCAGCUGGGCAGUGCUCACAGCCUGUGGGGUGGCCCGCUCUGGGCCUGACCCAGCCCCAGGGCAGCGGGGCCCCUGUUUACACUAGUGCCCACCCCCGGAGGUGGGGGCUCCCUUCCCCACUCCACGUGGCCGUCUUGGGGGCUGGGCAGUGUUCCUCCUCCCUGCUGCUCACAACUCUGCCCCCCCAGCUCCGCCCACCCCACCCCAGGAGGCUCACACUAAGGUGCUCUUAGAAACACUAACUCCUCCCACCCCUCCAGGGACUGGUAACUCCAGGUGGGCCCCCCUUCUCUCUCUGUCUCUCUGUCUCACACACACACACACACGCACGCACACGCACACGCAUCCUCUCCCACCUCCAUCCAGCUCCGCCCGGAGACCUGCCUUUAACAGGAAAGGACUGAACAUGAGUGUGAUGGGGUGGUCUGGGCAAGACCCCUGUCUGAGACUCGCCACCCUGCUUUUAAAUUCCCCCCGGACACUACCAGCCCCCUCCAGAGCUCCCUAGGCCCCUGAGUGCCUACAGAUGCCACCUUCCUGGAAGGGUUUCACCCCUUUCUUCUGGCUGGGGACUUGGGGAAAGGCGAGCCUGGGGUUCUUGAGCCAGGGCCCCUAAUGACAGGCCAUCUCCCCGCUGCAGGGCACUAAGCCCCAAACUUCCAUGCCCACCACCGCAUCCCAAGCCAAGCACAUGGAGCAUCUCUCUGGCAUAAGCUGCCAGCACGCACGUGCGUGUACACACACACACAAAAACCACAGGAGCCCAGCCUACACACAUACAUGCGACCACAGGAGCCCACACGACCACGGGAGCCCAGCCUCCACUAUGUGGAAGGUCAAGCACAAAGCCUUUGUUAAGUGAAUGUUCCCAGACCCCUGGCUGCUGGGACCCCUGGGGGAGUCACGGGCACCACCCUGGUGAGCCAGCCACCAUACCCUCUUUGGACAGUGGCCCAGGCCAUCUCCUCCAGACCAGCAGGGCCCCAGCCCUGCACCCACUUCCCCUCUUGCCUAAUCCAAAACUUGGCUAAACAGGGGACCACCGGCCUGGUUCACAUUCCCCUCCUCUGGUGACCCGGUAAAGCCCCCAAAGACACCAGGCCCUCCCUGCUCCUCUGAGAGGUCCCCGGUCACCAGUACCUGGAGGAGACAGACAUCCCAGCCUAGGGCAGAUCAAAAUGUAAUCCUGAUUUUUUUUAAAAAAGUAUUAAAUGUCUCUUUCUACA